UGAUUUUUUCUAUUUAUGGGUAAAAAUGGUAUAGAAACAUUGAGAAUAUGGUUAAAAAAUUAUCCUCAUUUUCAUUAGGGAUUUUUACCAUCAAAAAAUAGUGAAAAUGAAAGAAACAUGAUACAAACUAUCAUACAUUAUGAACCGAGAAAAAAUAGUGUUUUUGUGGUUGAUACCAUCUAUUUUAACCCUCAAUCUCUCCACUCCAAUAGUUCAGAUUGAUUUCACUAAGAAAAUGCUCCCUCGUUCCCAAAAAGGAGGUUCACAAGUAGAAUUUUUCGUUAUAGAACAUAGUUAUUCGGGAACGAGAAUCUUACGAUCCCUCGUUGACAAUUGAGUUUGAAAGUAUACGAAAAUAGUUUGAAUCAGGAUACAUCAAACGAAAAAAAUAAGUCGACAAUUUCAGUCAGAGAAAGCCCUUCGGGUAAAUCUGAACGUAAUUGAUGCUAUACUAAUAGUUAUAGAAACGUAUCAUAACUAUCUUCGCAGACGAAAUUUUAUGAAAAGACAAG
This is a messenger RNA of Rhizophagus irregularis DAOM 181602=DAOM 197198, 512 nucleotides long. The record is from RefSeq and is a predicted model, not a curated record. NCBI's taxonomy places the organism in Eukaryota, Fungi, Glomeromycota, Glomeromycetes, Glomerales, Glomeraceae.